This is a messenger RNA of Batrachochytrium dendrobatidis JAM81, 1779 nucleotides long. RefSeq lists its product as uncharacterized. The record is from RefSeq and is a predicted model, not a curated record. The transcript is spliced from 5 exons. Bases 1 to 1779 code for a protein of 592 amino acids. NCBI's taxonomy places the organism in Eukaryota, Fungi, Chytridiomycota, Chytridiomycetes, Rhizophydiales.
AUGGAAAAUAAAGUAUUUUAUAUCAAAUAUCUUGACAACCAGUCAGUGAAAAUCAAAACUCACUUUGAUGGAGAACUAGAGAGAAAAACCCCAAUUUAUAGUGUUUUGAAACUAAUUGCUGCUUACAAGACUGCCACCACUCCUCUCCUUGACGCUAUUCCUGUUGACGAGCUCACUCUCCAUUAUGUGGUGAAUGGUCCAGCAAUUGCUUGGAAUGAACCCCUGGCCUCCAUUCAACAUCCAGUUGGUUUUUACGGCCAUUCACUGAUUAUAAAAUCAAGGAGUGGUGUGAAUGUUGUAAAGUUUUCCAAUCCAAACCAAAUUCCCAUGAGUGCCAUUGAUCUCUUGGAAUGGCUUUCUGGAUCGAAUAAUAGUUUUACAGUUGAUUUGGCUGACAAACAAGUGCUAUCUCAGCAGCAAACCAAUCUUAAUCAAAAAGUUGUAUUUCCGCUGGCUGGUCGAGAGAAAUCGCUCCAGCACAUUGCAUCAUGCUUUAUGGCCACCUAUCGACAUCGUAGCAAUAUUGAUCGGAAUUUAAGACCUGUUCCUGUAUGUACUGAGUGCUCUAUCACAGUUUUAGACAUGACAGAGACUCAAGGCAAACGACUUUCGGCAUCGUUUCUUUUGGAAAUGACACGAACCCAUAUGGCAAAAUUGACAAGCUCCUUGGAAUCAAAUAAAACUCGAGACAACAUACUUUUAUUUGUGGGAGUUGACGAGUAUCAAAAACUCGGUCAAGAUGAACUGAGUUCUCUGCUGGAUAUCUUGUGUGCUUCUUCUUAUCGUGCUAAAGUGUCAAGGCUUACACUUUUCUACUGUCCGUUUUCUGAAUCAUCGCUACCUUCUGCAAGAAACCUUACUUGGAGUCAAAUGGUUUCAAACGGGAUGUGUCAAAUUCAAGAUGAUGGUCAAGUGAUUGUACCGUUCCAUAUCACUGUUCAGGCUUUGAAGAGGCCAUUGAGUCAAAGCGUCGGUCUAAACCAAUUUGAAGCGGCACUCCUAUCAUCGUUGAAUGGUUUGUCGCUUGACGUUGAAUAUCCAUUUUCCAACAUGACUCGUUGGUCAUCAUGGGAGUAUUUUGGCGCUAGUUUCUACUGUAUCAGAAUCAACUCGUUUCUUGUAUUGGGAAUAUCGAUACUUUCUUUGUCUGAUAUACUGCAUGAAUCGCGGUUUGAUUCAGGUAUUUUCAAUACUCAAGUUCACAUCAGAAUUGCUGAAGUUUUCCAAUCAAACGAGCAAUAUGGACCUGAUAUGCCACGGAUGAUCACUCGGAAAGACACCAGCUAUUAUUCCGUUGACUGGGUUGGCGGCGAGACAUUGCAAAUUGUAAUCAAUGUUUUGGAUCAACGAAAACGACUUGGUUCUGAUAUUACAAACUCAGAUCUGACCACUUUCCGAUCGAAAUUACCGAACCCGCCAGCAUUUUUAAACAAGUUCAAGUUGGACUCUGUUUUUGGUUUGAUGAGCAUAUAUUCACAGAUUAACAUUAACCAUGUUCCAGAUUCAACGUAUUUUGUUUCUGCAUCAGAUUAUCUGUAUUUUCAUGGUCCACUCUAUGAUCAUCCAGGUUGUUCUAUGGCCAUUGAUGUCAAUUCUGCAUUGAAAACAUCGAUUAAACAGAUAUUCUGCGGUACCAAUGAUGAUCAGACGGAUUUGGCAAACAAGGUCAUUGAACAGUGCUACAACAAACGCAUUGCAAGCUAUGAUGAACUUGAAUCAUUGGUGUCACAAUGGGGUGGAAAGUUGGACGAGUCGGCUCAUGCAAGAAUCAAGUUUUAA